AUGCCUCUCACUCCAUUGAACGGCCUCUACAGAUCCUUCAAGGCCAGACAAACUAGCAAAUCCAAGUCUGAUGAAAACGUCAAACCCACGGAAGAUCACGUCGAAGAUUCCGCAUCUGUUCUCAGCGACGCAACUACCCUGGCUCAGAGCAAGACUAGGCCCCAGAAGGGGUCCUCUUUCCAACAGGGCCCGGAUAGCAUCGACUAUGGUUCUACUCAGUACUGUAACUAUGAGGGGCAUGUCCACACGCGCGUGAUAGCGUUGGCCACAAUUUUCACGAGGGAUACGACCUACUUGGUAUAG
Molecule: messenger RNA, 303 nt
Organism: Aspergillus tubingensis
Lineage: Eukaryota; Fungi; Ascomycota; Eurotiomycetes; Eurotiales; Aspergillaceae
Exons: 2
Coding region: 1-303 (100 amino acids)
Source: RefSeq, a predicted model, not a curated record